Messenger RNA from Cynara cardunculus var. scolymus (artichoke), 1089 nucleotides. RefSeq names its product F-box protein At1g22220-like. The transcript has a single exon. Lineage: Eukaryota; Viridiplantae; Streptophyta; Magnoliopsida; Asterales; Asteraceae. Gene Ontology annotation, molecular function: protein binding. The coding region runs from base 1 to 1089 and encodes 362 amino acids. The record is from RefSeq and is a predicted model, not a curated record.
AUGGGUCUCGAAGAAGAUUCAGAACAACCGCAAGUAGAUGUUUUCGAUCUGUUACCAGAUGCUUUGGUUCUUGAAAUCUUCAAUAGAGUACAAGAUGCCAGAUCGCUAUCUGCUUGUACGAUUCUCUGUAAACGUUUCGGAGAUCUUGUUACCCAGACUCACAACGUUUCUCUCGAAAUUGCUCGCCGGAAUAAGCUGCCGGAGUUUCCGAGGGGGGACUCAGGUUUGCAUAUGAACAAAUCAAAAGGAUUUGUUGGUAGAUUCAUCUUGAAGCCGAUUCAUGCUUUAUUUCAUCGUAUGGUUUCUAGGAAAUCCAAAUCCUGUUCACACUGUUCCGACGACGAGGAAGACAACUCGUUUAGAUUGCCUAAUGAACUGCUUAACAACUUUAAGGAAAUCCGGUCUCUCGCCGUGAAACUUCCAGGUCUUGACGGAGAUGUCUCAUCGGAAAACGGUUCAGGUGCUUUGUUGAAGUGGAAGGCGGAGUUCGGGAAAGAGCUCGAGAGCUGCGUGAUUUUGGGAGCCACGGGGUUUCGGAAAUCGGAACAGAAAGUGAAGAACCAAGAGAAGGAAAGCGGUAAAGACGGCGAGAUCUCGCCAUUCCCCGCAUCGAUGCCGGCAAACUUGACGAACAAGCAACUAAAGAAACGAGUUGUGUGGACGAUCUCGUGUUUGAUUGCUUCUUCUGCAAGGCACCAUAUGUUGAAGCAGAUCAUUGCGUUGAAUCGGAUGAUACGAGAUGUGAAGAUCAGCGAUGGAAGUAAGCAAGGGACGAUUGAGAUGACGGAGAGGCAGGUGGUGGAGCUAAGGAAAGAGAUGAAUUCCACGGCGGUUGUUGAACCGGAGAGAACGGAAGUUCCAGCAGUGACGAUAAAGAUGUGGUACGUGCCGGUGUUGGAGUUGCCGGAAUCUGGUUGCGUGAUGAAAGGGGCGACCCUGGCGGUGAUUAGGCCGGCGGUGACGGCGAUGGAGAAAGAUGAUGACGUAAGCUUAGCAAUGGGUGCAUUUGAGGAGAAGUGCAUGGGGGAAGCCGUGAGGAAGUUGAUUGACAGGAAAAAGUCUUAUACACUAGAGAUGAAUUCAUUUUGA